Molecule: messenger RNA, 543 nt
Organism: Cladophialophora psammophila CBS 110553
Lineage: Eukaryota; Fungi; Ascomycota; Eurotiomycetes; Chaetothyriales; Herpotrichiellaceae
Exons: 2
Coding region: 1-543 (180 amino acids)
Source: RefSeq, a predicted model, not a curated record
AUGCCAGAGCCUCCACAUCCCUUCCGAGAUGCUUCCACCGAUCCCGAAGCUGCAAUGCGCGAGAUGAUGGGCUUCAGCUCGUUUUCGAUGCGCCGCCCCAAAAACCCACCUGACACGUCAUUCACGCAGGUCCCAUCUCAGUCAGCAACCCUGAGAGAUCCAGUACCACAUGUUGAAAGUUCCUCUGGUCUUCCGGGUUCCAACCCUUCUCAAGCCCUCAAGUCCGUCAAGUCGCCUGGAGAGGAACAACAACGGUCAAUUCUGUCCCAGCCAUCUUCUAACUCAAUCCCCUUUUCGACACAACAACAGACAACCAUCAUAUUCACUUCUCCGGAAACGGGAAUAUCAUAUACGUCGGAGGAACUGGAUGAAUGGACUCGUGGCAAAAUCAACGAGCGAGGUGACAAGGUCUACUUCAAACCCGGCUUUGUAUAUAAUGAUCCUUGGUUCCGGUUUCGAAACACGGGGAUGGGGGGAGAUAAUCCUGGUCUGAACAGAAAGUUAGCCGCAGCGGCCAGAACAACUCAACAGAAGGCUGGGUGA